Messenger RNA from Diuraphis noxia (Russian wheat aphid), 5151 nucleotides. RefSeq names its product no mechanoreceptor potential C (gene nompC). Gene Ontology annotation, cellular component: membrane. Gene Ontology annotation, biological process: calcium ion transmembrane transport. The record is from RefSeq and is a predicted model, not a curated record. Gene Ontology annotation, molecular function: calcium channel activity; protein binding. NCBI's taxonomy places the organism in Eukaryota, Metazoa, Arthropoda, Insecta, Hemiptera, Aphididae.
AUGAUCGGCGGGUCCGGCAAGAGGGGCUCGGCGGCCGGCAACAGCAAGCCUCCGUCGUCCACGGCCACUGCCGUGGCCGCCGAUGACAAGUCGGCUGCUGCCACUGGCAGCACGUCGAAAACCGACGACAAAAAAGACGAGACCAAAGAUGGAGUUCUACCGACGACUCUUCCUAGUCCAGGAUCGUCUAUUCGAGAUGGAGCACAACGAAUUUUGCAAUUAUGCCAAAAGUCAGAAUGGCCACCAUUAGAUCAGGCCCUAAAGGUGGUCGAAAAAUUAGUGGCGGCCGGGGGAGAUGAUGUGACGUCAACGCCAUUAGCCGGUGUAGUGGAUCAGAGCAAUGGAAUGACACCCUUAAUGUAUGCAGUCAAAGAAAGCAAGACUACAUUUCUAGAACGUUUGAUAGACCUCGGAAGUGAUGUUACAAUCAGAAACUUGGAAAAUUUGAAUGCGUUGCAUUUGGCCGCAACAUACUCCAGAGAAGACGUGAUAAAAGUGUUACUGCCGAAAAAAGGGGUGGACGUUUACUCUCCAGGAGGUCCAAAACAGCAGACGGCCGUGCACAUGGUGGCGAGUAGACAGACGGGUACAGCGACGAGCAUACUCCGAGUUCUCCUGGGGUCUUGCGGUAAAGACAUUCGUACCAUUGCAGACGGGGACGGUAAAAUACCACUGUUAUUGGCCGUGGAAACAGGUAACCAGUCGAUGUGCCGGGAGCUGCUGUCGACCCAAGCAGUGGAACAGCUUAAAUUMAAGACAAAGUCCGGGGACAUGGCCAUUCAUUUAGCUGCCAAACGAAAAGACAUAGACAUGAUUAAAAUACUAAUUGACUAUGGUGCUAGCGUAGACAGUCAAAACGGGCAAGGCCAGACAGCUCUUCAUAUAGCUUCUGCCGACGGAGACGAAAGUUUGGUUAAAUAUUUUUACGGCGUACGAGCUAGUGCUUCUAUAACAGAUAAUCAAGACCGAACCCCGAUGCAUUUGGCUGCUGAAAAUGGUCAUGCAAAUAUCAUCGAGCUGUUGGUCGACAAGUUCAAGGCUUCCAUUUACGAAAGGACUAAGGACGGCAGUACUCUGAUGCAUAUAGCGUCAUUAAAUGGUCACGCGGACUGUGCUAUGAUGUUGUUCAAAAAGGGUGUUUAUCUUCACAUGCCGAACAAGAGUGGCGCCCGAAGUAUACACACGGCAGCCAGAUACGGGCACGUCGGAAUCAUCAACACGUUGUUACAGAAAGGCGAAAAAGUUGAUGUCACAACCAAUGACAACUAUACUCCUCUGCACAUAGCGGUCGAAUCCGUUAAGCCAGCUGUGAUCGAAACAUUAUUGGGAUACGGAGCCGAUGUUCAYGUAAGAGGUGGGAAACUGCGGGAAACUCCUUUACACAUAGCCGCUAGAGUAAAAGACGGCGACCGCUGUGCUUUAAUGCUGCUCAAGUCCGGAGCCGGUCCUAAUCUGGCCAUGGACGACGGACAAACGCCCGUCCACGUGGCUGCUCAGUACGGAAAUCUCAUAACACUUCAGCUAUUACUAGACGACGGAGGCGAUCCUCUUUUUAAGAACAAAGUGGGAGAAACGCCGUUGCACUUGGCUUGUAGAAGUUGUCAAGCCGAUAUUGUUGGACAACUCGUGGAUUUCGUGAAGUCGAAACAAGGAGGUGAAGUAGCUAAUUCAUACGUAAACAGCGUGAACGAAGACGGCGCGUCCGCUCUACACUAUGCCGCAAAUAUAAAACAAACCGAAGUUAAUGUGUCCAAACCGAACAACGACACUAAAGUUAUAAAAUUACUUUUUGAAGGAGGAGCUGACAUCAAUUUACGAACGAAACUGCACCAUGAAACAGCUUUACACUUUUGUGCUGUAGCUGGUAACAACGAUGUACUUACAGCAAUGCUGAAUGGCAUGUCACCAACCGAAAUACAACAAUCAAUGAAUCGUCAGUCCAGCGUUGGAUGGACCCCUUUGUUAAUCGCUUGUCAUAGGGGUCAUAUGAGUUUGGUGAACACCAUGUUAAACAACCAUGCAAGAGUAGACGUAUUCGAUAACGAAGGUCGAUCUGCACUUCAUCUAGCCGCCGAAAGGGGAUACCUGAAAGUAUGUGAUGCUCUACUGACACAUAAAGCAUUCAUAAACAGUAAAUCAAGAGUUGGCUGGACUGCGCUACAUUUAGCGGCUAUGAACGGUUUUGCUGAUCUUUGCAGGUUUUUGAUUCACGAUCAUAACGCUGUAAUCGAUAUUCUUACACUGAGAAAACAAACGCCUCUGCAUUUAGCUGCGUCAGCAGGCCAGCUAGAAGUGUGUCGAUUACUGUUAGAUUUGGGCGCGAAUAUAGACGCAACAGAUGACCAAGGACAAAAACCCAUUCAUAUUGCAGCACAGAACAAUUUUCCAGAAGUUGUUCACCUAUUUUUGCAACAACAUCCACAAUUAGUUUUAGCUAGCACUAAAGACGGAAAUACUUGCGCUCAUAUAGCAGCAAUGCAAGGUUCAGUUACUGUGAUCAUUGAACUAAUGAAAUUCGACAAAAACGGUGUGAUCUCUGCUCGAAAUCGUAUCACAGAAGCUACACCACUUCAGUUAGCAGCCGAAGGUGGCCAUGCUCAAGUGGUCAAGGUUUUAGUUAGGGCAGGCGCAUCGUGUUCGGACGAAAAUAAGGCAGGAUUUACAGCAGUUCACUUAGCAGCACAAAAUGGCCAUUUAUCUGUGCUAGAAGUAUUACGUUCGUCUCAAUCGCUAAAAAUUUCAAGCAAAAGGCUUGGUAUGACGGCACUUCAUAUGGCAGCAUACUGUGGUCAAACAGAUACUGUCCGAGAAUUACUGUCUCAUAUACCAGCAACGGUCAAGUCUGAUCCUCCAUCUGGUGUCAGUGUAUUAGGUGUACUGGGUAACGAAUCGGGAAUGACACCRUUACAUUUCGCUGCUUAUAGUGGUAAUGAAAACGUUGUCCGAUUAUUGCUCAAUUCGGCCGGUGUUCAAGUUGACGCAUCUACAGUUGAAAAUGGUUACAACGCACUUCACUUGGCGUGUUUUGGYGGMCAYGUGACUGUAGUUGGACUUCUGUUAUCAAGAGCGGCCGACUUGUUGCACAGUUCCGAUCUUAAUGGUAAAACGUGUCUGCACAUAGCCGCCUCGUAUGGCCAUUAUGCCAUGGUUGAAGUCUUGCUCGGACAGGGUGCCGAAAUUAACGCUACAGAUAAAAAUGGGUGGACGGCGAUGCAUUGCGCUGCACGUGCUGGGUAUUUGGACGUAGUAAAACUUUUAGUCGAAUCCGGUGCCUCCCCAAAAGCUGAAACCAACUAUGGAGCAUCGCCUAUAUGGUUUGCAGCUCAAGAGGGCCAUAACGAUGUAUUAGAAUACUUAAUGACAAAAGAACACGACACUUAUGGUUUGAUGGAUGAUAGAAGGUUUGUCUACAAUCUAAUGAUUUGCAGUAAAAAUCAUAAUAACAAACCAAUCGAAGAAUUUAUUUUAGUAUCACCCGCACCAGUAGACACUGCAGCAAAACUUUCCAGUAUAUACAUUAACUUAUCAAAUAAGGAAAAAGAGAGAGCAAAAGACUUAAUAGCUGCGGGAAAACAAUGUGAAACUAUGGCAACUGAACUUUUAGCCUUAGCUGCAGGUCAAGACUCAGCAGGACGCAUCCUAACAGCUUCAGACAGACGAAACACUGAAUUUUUAGACGUCCUUAUUGAAAACGAGCAAAAAGAAGUAAUCGCUCAUACUGUUGUUCAAAGGUACUUACAGGAACUUUGGCAAGGAAGACUGAAUUGGGCAGGUUGGAAAACACUACUCAUGUUCUUAGGAUUUAUUGCUUGUCCUCCAUUAUGGAUAGUGUUUACGUUACCUCUUUGGCACAAUUAUAGUAAAGUUCCGAUUAUAAAGUUUAUGUCAUACUUGACGUCUCAUGUUUACUUGAUGCUUCUAUUACAAAUGGUUGCCAUCACGCCGUAUUAUAAAGCAGCGAGGCAAAAUUUAUUUCCAUAUUGGUACGAAUGGUUACUCUUGGUUUGGUUAAGUGGAUUGUUACUGUUUGAACUAACUAAUCCAAGUGACAAAAGCGGAUUGGGCUGGGUGAAGUUGGCUGUUCUCUUAUGGAGUGUGAUAGGAGUGGCAUUUCAUUUAGUCGGAUUUUGUGGCCUCGUUUCCAAUCCAUAUCUUCCUACCGUCAUGUAUCUUCGAAAUCAAAUGUUCGCUAUAUCAUUUUUGAUGGCGUGCGUCCAGAUUCUGGACUUCCUGUCAUUCCAUCAUCUGUUUGGACCCUGGGCUAUAAUUAUUGGCGAUUUGAUGAAGGAUUUAGCGAGGUUCCUUGUUGUACUGAGCAUUUUCGUGUUUGGGUUUUCAAUGCAAAUUGUCGCAAUGAACCAUCCUAUCACUAAGAAAUUAGAAAAAAACAAGCCGGAAGUCUUUACAGAAGUUCUAAUGAGCCCAGUAGAUGCAUUUGAAUUACUUUUUUUCGCUGUAUUUGGUAUGGCAACACAUGGUGAMUUGAGACAGGCUUCUAACACGGAUCAGCCGCCGUGGACGGUUUAUUUAUUUAAAGCUGUCUUUGGUAUAUAUAUGUUAGUUUCGGUUGUCGUACUAAUUAACUUGCUUAUUGCUAUGAUGAGUGAUACUUAUCAAAGAAUUCAGGCGCAAUCUGACAUCGAAUGGAAGUUUGGAUUGGCAAAAUUGAUUAGAAAUAUGCAUAGAACAACUACAACACCUUCACCUUUGAACUUAAUUACUACUUGGUUCAUGUAUUUACUAGAGAUAUGCAAGAAAAGAGUUAGGCAAAAAAAGCGCCCAAGUUUAUCACAGAUGGUCGAUAUGAAAACAAAAGGACGAGUAAGUGCCAGGACUCGAAUGGGUAACAAAUGGCUAUCAAAAGUGAAAAAAGCUCAAGUAGUUCCUAGAGAAUCGAUAUCAGUCAGUGUUGUACACCUGAGUCCGUACGGAUCGCAAAUAAGCUUUGCGAGCUUGUCCAACCGCAUCGAGACCGUMACAGACUGGGAUUCCAUUGCAAAGAAAUAUCGAGCACUGCAAGGGGCCAGUGAAAACGACGAGAGAGAAGACACGAAGGCUUCGAACGCGUCGAUGGAACGAUUAACGAGGAGCAACAGUGAAGCCCAAUCAGAUCCACAACCGUUCGCAAACAACAUAAAGAACAUUCCAUAA